AGUAGCCAUGAGAAUCUAUAUUAAGAUUACAAAACGGUUAUAUAUACCGCAUUCGGCCUUCCCUUACUAAGAUCAUUGCGUCAGUACACAACUUUCGUUUUGUUGGUUAGUCAAAGAAGAAGCAAUAUGGAGAAACGUCAGAGGAGGGAGAGUGCCACUGAAUCCUGCCCAGUCUGCCACGAGGCAGUAGAAAUAUACGCGAUCGGAAGUUGUGAUCACCCAGUUUGUUACCGAUGUGCCCUGAGGAUGAGGGCGUUAUGUGAACAGUUAUACUGUCCUAUAUGUAGAACCGAUCUUAAUCAGGUUUAUAUGGUUCAUAAAUUGGUAAAGGAGUCGGAUAUACCUCGCCGUGGUUACAUUCCAAACAGGAAGCUGAAAAUUUUCUUUGAAGAUGAUUCCAUUAAGAAAAAAGUGGAUAAAUUGUUAGAACAUAGUUGCCCAAAAUGUAAACAAACCUUCAGAUUAUUUAGGGAACUUCAGACCCACAUGAGGAAAGAGCACACACUCUUCUACUGUGAUCUCUGCAUUGAUCAUUUAAAGAUUUUCACAUUUGAGAGAAAGUUCUAUAGCCGUCAGAACCUUGCUACCCAUCGUCGUGUUGGAGACAAGGAUGAUACAUCCUACAAGGGUCACCCAUUGUGUCACUUCUGUGAUGAACGCUAUAUGGAUAAUGAUGAGCUGUAUCGCCACUUAAGGAAGGAUCACUACUACUGCCAUUUUUGUGAAAAAGAUGGUUGUAAUGAUUAUUACAGUGACUAUGAUGACCUGAAACGACACUUCAGGGAUCAACAUUAUUUGUGUCAAGAAGAAGAAUGUGUGAAUGCUCAAUUUACACACGCUUUUCGUUCUGAAAUAGACCUUAAGGCACACAAAGCAAGUGAACACUAUCGUGGGCUUACCAAGGCUCAAGUCAAACAGUCACGUGUUGUGGAUGUGAACAUACAGCUUGCUCCUCGAAAAAAACCCCAGAGAGGUGUAAUAUCUGGGGAUGACUAUGAAGAGAAAGUACCAAGGAACAGAGGGCGAGGUGGUGCAUCUGGUCGUCAAGCAUCUUACAGGGACCGCUUCAG
Messenger RNA from Ylistrum balloti, 1070 nucleotides. RefSeq names its product E3 ubiquitin-protein ligase ZNF598-like. Gene Ontology annotation, biological process: rescue of stalled cytosolic ribosome; protein ubiquitination. NCBI's taxonomy places the organism in Eukaryota, Metazoa, Mollusca, Bivalvia, Pectinida, Pectinidae. Gene Ontology annotation, molecular function: ribosome binding; ubiquitin protein ligase activity. The annotation marks the transcript as partial. The transcript is spliced from 5 exons. The record is from RefSeq and is a predicted model, not a curated record.